ACAAAACUAGGAAAAUAUAAGAGAUUUAAUUUUUACAUGAAUUCUUUUUGAUUUAUAAAGUAUCUAGAUGAUUUAGUCAUAUCUCCAAUAUCUUUGAAACUCUGAGAAUAAAGGUUGUAAAUAUUGUGCACACUUAGCAGGAAACAGUUGAUGUUAUAACCUUAUAUGACCUGUCAACCGAGCUGUUAUUCAGAAGAAUAACAAUUACAAUGAUCAUUGUUUGAUAUCAAAAUGGUCCAAUUAAAGUUCUACCCAGAAGGAUCCUUCAAAUGAUUGUAGUUACAAUGCACAGUCGAAUUUACAAUUCAUAAGUAACCUAAAGAUGUUCAAUUCAGGGAUUAAAGGAAAUCAAAGGUGUAAUGGACUAAAAACGUCACCUUCAAUUGAUCAAAUUCAUAAUAGUAAGUCACUUUAUAAUUCAAAUCACAGUAAGUCUAGAAUAGGUGUCAAAUAUACAUUCAAUAAUGAGAAAUAUAGGAAUCGACAAUAUCUCGUUGACCCGAUGGGUCAAUCGAAUACUACAUUACAUGGUAGUUAUCCUGAAACCAAGGUGAAAAUAGAGCCUGAAAGUUUGGAUUUCGAGAAUAACGUUACUGCCCACAGUAUUAUAGAUAUAGGUGAAGUUAAUGUUGAAAUGGAGUCGCCUCCUGUAAAUUCUAAAAUGAGGGCGAAAAACGGAAAAGCUACACAUCAUGAAGUCCUGCAGCGGAUAAAAACGGACACAGAUGUCCACAAUCAUUAUCAGCAACACUGGUUCAGUGCUAGCCUUGAGAAAUUCAAAUUAGAAGACAGAUCCAGGGAAGAGAGGAUUGAAAUAACUAGACACGAGUUCCGACGCUACAUCCAGCAGCUGAUCCGAAGCAACGUCGGCAACCCGAACAAAUUCCCAGACCUCUCCGACAGGCGAUACCGCCUCUCGGCAUCCUCCGCCGUCGUCCGGAACAAGCACGCGGCCGGCCAAGGACGGCUCGUGGCGCCGCGCACGUGCGAGGCGGGCAAGUGCUCGCGGCCUGCGCUGCCAUGUGCGAAGCACUGCACGCUGCACAUCAUGAUGAACGCAGAGCAGGCACUCUUCGAGUACUGCACGGCCAAGUUCGCGGACAACACGCAAUGCUCAACGCCUGUCUUCGACAUAUCUCACGAACUGCCGCUGUGUGCCGAGCACGCUAGAAAAAGGGAUAAUUACAAAUUGUACCAAGAAGCGAAGCCAAAGAAACUGAGGAAAAAAGUAAAACCGUCUGCGAUGAUCAGGCCGCAGAAGAGAAGCAAGAAAAGAAGAAAACUGAUUAACAAAAGUAACGAAACCCCUGUCUCAAGUGCAAUACUUCACAUGCCCCCUAGAACUUCAUCAGGUUCUGAUGGUGGUGAAAUUAUCGAGGCUGGAUCUCCGGAACUAGAAGUGGAAGACAUGCAAAUGGUCGACCAGGUGCUUGGACUAAACGAAAAUGGAUUAGAACAAGCAUUGGUGACGCAAGCCCACUUGUUGGAAGAAACCGAUAUCAGUACAGUGCUCAGCACCAUACAAGUUGAUGAAUUUAGUGACUUUUUCACAGUUAACCGAAAUGGCGAAUAUGAACCUUCUCGAGAAGAAGCUGAGGAAUUAGAGAAAGCCUUGGCAGCUGUUGAUAAUGACGUGAAAUCUCUCGAAAAGUUGAGUCAGACGCAAGGGCUCUUGGACUCUCUCUUGGACGAACACAGUUUAGCCGAAACCCUCGUACAGAUACCGGAAAUGUUCCAUAACGGUUAUACGCCGUGUGGGGACAACAUGGUGGCCCAAACGUCCUCCUACCUCUUGCCCAUAGAACCACAUUCACACUCUUAGUAAUAGGCAUAAUACUAGAAACAUCAACAACCAACAGUACAACUACCAUUUUUAUUUGUCACUGGUUUAGAAAUGACCAUCGAUGAUCGCGUGUGCCGGUAUUUAUUUUGUUUGUUGAUUGAUUUGUCUUUUGGGCAACACUGGAACUUCUCUCAUUAUUUGGUGUCAGGUGUGGGGUUUUUGUCGAGGUAUGUCGAUGAAAAACUUUUAGAACUUAUUGAGGAAAUCAAGUUGAUCUUUUCUCAAACAGUAGGGCUUGUUCGAUUUUGGUUAAAACAGUUUCGAUCGGGGAAGUUUCAUGAAGAAGCUGGGCUGUUGAGAAAAUGGGGAAAUUUCUAAACAUUGGAACUAUUAUAUAGGGAUUUUUUCGUGAAAUCUCGGUUUUUCUUCCCGGUCCAAUUGACAGAAAAACUGAUGAAAUUCUUCUACUUAUAGUUCAGACAAAUUCAGUGAUAUUUUGUAUUUUUAUUUUUUUUGAAGUUCAUGGUGCGUAUCAAAGCAUUUUAUACAAUGAUUAGAUUCAAUUUUUUUUGCUUAUAUUAUGAUUAGCCCUAGGGGGAGGUAGGUCGAUUUUCAUUCAGUUUCUUUCGUGAUACCGACGAGUUAGUAUUACGGGUGUGAAUGAAAAAUAUGUUGCUUGAGAUUCAGAUGUUUGAAAGAGUGUAAAUACGUAGGAAACAUAGUGAUUUUGCUCAUUUGAUAAGAAAGCUUCCGCGAAGGAGAAGAAGCUCGUUUAAAGUCCAGCUGUUAGAGUUUCAAAGUUAUUCUUAUGGUUUCGUUGACAUAUCAAGAAGAGAAUGUCUUUCAACAGGGGCACAUUCAAGACCAGUUGAAUAUUUUUUAUGAAGCAUCACCUCACUUAUCUUUCAAACUGCCUUUGUUAGCUCAAAAACUGAUAUUUCAACCUUAUUUCGAUAGAGAUUUGCUAGAAUGAAUAUUCACGAAUGUUUUUGUGUCAAAUUUUACACGUUUGAGUCGUUUCAUUUCCAUCGCAUAAUUUUAGUGUGAGUUAGUUUGAAUAGUACGAGUUACAACAGUUGAUAUACAAGUUAGAAAAAUGGCUAAAAUCGAAUGUAUUUUCAAAGCAUCUUCAUUAUUCACUGAUUCCGGAGAUAUAGCAUAAAAAACACAGUGUUUUUGCUUUUACCUUUUUAUUGCAUGUUUGACAAAUUAUUAAUCAAUUCUACAAAAGAAUAAAUCAACCUAAAUCUCUGCUAAUACCCUUUUUAAGAAAAUACCAAAAAGCUUCAGUAAGAAGCCAUGAAGAGACAACUGAUAACACUGAACAGCCUUGUUUGGAGGGUCCUACAUCUGAUGAGGUAAUAGUUUGUAUGAAGAAUGGCGUAUUUUCCACGUUAUUUCAAUGUUUUUCACAAAAUCACGAUAUUUUCAAUGAUAUGAACAGUAAAUAAUGGUGAAAGCUAUUUUCCGGGGGUUUUGACCGUGUUCUUCAGGUUUUUAUGUGCAGUGUUUCAAACGCUGUGAGACUGUGUUGUUUCAAAUACAGUGAGAUUGCAUUCAAAACAACAGGAACAACAAUUCGGGCCUUUCGUCUUUGAUAAUGUAUAUCGCAGUAGUAGACGAAACGUCAGGCGUAAAAACCUGCAGACUACACGGAAAAUAGCUUUCACACAGUUGUCUCCGGCCAUGAAAGUUUACAUUCUUUGAGAAAUGAUGUGUUUUCUGAAACGUUUUUAGAAAUAGAAAACCCUUGACAGAUUUGAUUUUUGACAUAGCUCUCCAACUCAUGAAUUUGCAGUUUCAAAGUUUUUUUUUCAUUUUUGGUGAUAAAACGAAACGUGUCGAUGGUUCCCGAGUCAUUGUUACAUUCUCAAUUCCAAGUUUUGGCGAUAAAAAAAAGUUGAUCAUGAAGUAGGCGUUUAUCUGAAAAUAGUGAAAAAGGUCGCGCAUAUGCCAAGUCUGAAUUGAAAGUUGAUUUGACUAUUGAACUAACUGUACAAAUGAAUAUCUGAUGGAAUUGAGUUCAAGAAUCGUGGGUUACCAAUUUUAGUAAAAAUUAUGUUCAAAUUCAUGAAAACUGUUACUUAAUAGGGAAUGAGAUACAUAAAGUAACUUUCACACAAAAAUCUGACUGGAUCAGAUAGCAGACUGCAGUCAAAACAAAUUGAGAGUAACAUCAUCGUUUUUUUCUCUAGCAACUGAUCAAAUAUCUACUAAUUAUGCUCUUGGGCGAAUCUCUUUUGUUUCGAGUAUAUUGUGUUUGAGGUGUUUUUUUGCUCGUUAUAACAGAGUAGGGUUAUGUCGGUGAAGUAGAUAGAUAGAUGUCGUGAUAACAGGAAGUAUGUUCGAUGGCCAGCGUUUUGGAAUUGUUCAGUUCCAUCAGUCGUUUAUUGAGUUAUGAUGAAUUUUAACAAUUUUAAAACUCUGGCCUCUACUGAUAGAAAAAUCGUGUGAAUUUUGAUUAAUUAUUAGGAGGUAUUUUGAAAUUCAUCGAAUAGUACUUUUUUUCCAAAAAUCAUCGUAUAUUUUUCUUAUCUUUUUUUAUUUAUUUAAGUUAAUUUGUAGUUGAAGACUGAAUAGUAUUUUAUUGAAUGUAUAUAUUUUCUCACUAUGUUCAUAUUAUAAUUAAUUUAAUUGUCGCUUUAUCAUAUACCAAUAAUCUGAGGAAUCCUAAUGGGUUCAAGACUUUUUUACUAAACCACUAAGAGUAGGAAUUUUGUAUGCAGACAGAGUAAUUUGCUUGGAUUCGAUGGUUUGUGUACAUAUUAAUUCAUACUUUAGGGUCACACAAACAUAUUAAUGCUGAAUUGUUUUUUGUAUUUAUUAAUCUUUUUAAGGCUAUUGAGACCGAUUUUCGCUGAAAUGGAGUUGUAUUCGAAAUGUGCCCCCCUGUUUUUGGAGUCAGAAAUCAAAUUCAAAAUAAUUUCAAAGUUGAAAUGAUUCGAAAAAAGUCUUCAAGUCACCGGGUGGUUCAUUUCAAACAGGGUUUUAACACUUACACCACUUUGUGUCUGGUUUCCUUUAAAUUAUGACUGUAUUUCAAACUUUAGAGGUUUUGCCGGUUUUUCUUUUUCGUUCAAAAUUUUCUAGGAUUAAAAAUAUUUUCACUUGUAUGUGUCAAUUUUGAAAUAGUUGGAUAUUAACCAUAGUAAUCGAGUUAAGGUAAAAAAGUGAGUGGUUUCUUUAAAAAAUGUAUUUUUUUAAGAUCUUGUUUAAAAAAAGUGAAGAAUGUCUUUGAUUGAAGUCAGAUUUUGUGCUUGUGAGUGUCAAAUCCCACGGAAGUAGUCGAAUUGUAUGUUCCUAUUUCUUUUGUGAUUUUAAUUUUUUGUUUAAGUUUUUGAUAUAUGAGUACUUUGUAUUAAAUUACAUUAAGGGCCAGUUUUUAGAUGUGUUUGCGGCAGUAUCGAUAGAACUGAAGAUUAAGGAAGGUUUUAUACUUCAAAACUAAAGUCUGAGAGUUUUUGACAUAGUCAAUUUUUGUCUAAAAUAUGAUAAUAAUGAACCAUAAAAUAGUUUGUCAAUUUUUCCUUUUUAGAGACACCUCAAUUAUUCAAUUCUGGUUGGAUUGAUUGUUGAAAAGGACUUUCUUCAGAUAACUAUCAAUAACUGCCAAAAAUCAAUGUUUUCUUAAACUACAACUUAUGAUUUGAUCUCCACAAACUUUUGUUUGAGGAGAUCAAAUCGUGAGCCAUUUUUGCAAUGUAUUUGCUAUUGCAAGUUGAACAGAUCCCUAAAAAAUAGGUUUUCCCCCUUUUUCAAUCUGUCAUUUCAGAAUUUAACUAUUGGAGGUAUACCAUUUCAUUACCUUUCUGAAAAAAUUGACGAAAUUUUAUGUUUACGAAAGGGUUUUGACAACUUUGUUUAUGUAUGUACGAUUCAGAGAACAGGUGUGCCUACAUAUAAAAAACAGAUCUAAGACACUAACAGUAAUAGUGAGCCAAAGACAGAAUAAGCAGUAUCAACAUUAAUCACCAAAAGUUGAAUUUUUUGAAGUUGAAUGCUGUUGACGAGUUCUUUCAAUUUCUAAAAACGUGACAAAAGAUUUUUGAACUGAAGUGUACACUAGAGAAAUCCGAUGGAGUUGGAAUGUGAGGAAAAACGAGAGAAAGUAAAAUACGAGAAACAAAGGCAAGUACUUAUUACUGUUUCUUUGGGUAUAUAACCUUCCAUAAUCUGAAAAAUAAACAAAGCUAAAUCUGCUGAAGUGUAAUAAGGGGCUAACUAAACAGUUUCCCCCCUACUCUUCUUAGUGAUCGCAACUGGAGAAUUCUGUAAAGGUUUAUAUUUCCCUUUUUAAAGACUCUUCUUAAUGAUGGCACGAAUAUAUUCGGAUUUUUUUUUUCUAAUUUAUUCAUUUGAUGAAAAUGUUUGUUUCACGCCAUUCUACAGCGUGAUCACCAGUCGAUUUCAAAUUAUGGUCCGCUAUUCUAGAUCCUGCCAGCUGUCUUCCCGUGUUAGAAAUCACACGUUAAAAGCUCGCACAAGUUUUCGACGUCUGAGAGUUGUAGCUCGUAAGGGUGCGACAGCUGGUUAACGGAAAAACAUUUUUUCUCACAUCUAAGGGUAUGGAGGUUUCACCUGUAUUACUUUUUCCACAGGAACAAAGUAUAUUGAAAAUACAAAUACACUGUAUUUAUACUAAUUAUAAAUAUUUCAUUGUUUUCAAUUGAUUUUUUCAUACUGUAGGCAAAUUAAAGUUACUAAUUGAACUCUACAGUAAUUUUUUGGGGUGAACUUUUCAGUGUGCCCUUUAUUUGACGUCUCUAUUGAUUCAGCUUUAUUUUUCAAAUUGUAGGUUAUAUACAAAAAAAACAGUAAGAAGUAUUGAGUCUUCCACAAAAAAAUAUCUUUCAGAGAAUAAAGGCAAAUAAAUCUUGAAAAUUGGAAAAAUUAAAAUCAAUUCAUGUGAGAAAAAACUUUGUAUUAGAAACAAAGAAGAUGAAAUAUCUAUAAUUGUUCUAUUCAUCUUAUGUGUUUGUUCUCCAACAUUGUUUUCUGACACAUCAAACCAAAAGAAUUAUUUUUAUUAAGACGUUCUUUUGAAGGAUUCUGGGUUAACUAAACUGCUUAACAAUAAUUUUACUUUAUUACCAUAUAUAUGGUUUCCCAAAUUAUUGACAUUAAGCACAUUUUCAUUUUACUACAAAGUGGAAUGUUUCCCGUUUAUACCACUGAAGGAACUGUCCCACGUUUUCUGGGGACAAUAAUGUAUUUUACAGUUAUCAAUAUAAACUAAAAAGAAUUACAAAAUGGCAAUAUGCUUCAGUUUCAUAAGCUGAAGUCUGAACAAUUUUUCAGUUUUACAUUUUUUGUCUUCUAAGUGUAUAUACAGGGUGUUUUUUAAACUUGCGGUAAAAAUUUAAGGGACUAUUCUAAGAAUAUUUUGUUCUUUGAUGAUUUUUCGCUUUGUUUCGAAGAUACGGAGCAAAAAAAAAUUCGACAAUAACAAUGCAUUACCAAAAGUUACAUGUAAUGUUUCCUAAUCUAAAAGAACUGUUAAAAAUGACUACCCCCCGCUCGGAUGCGAGAAUCCAAUCGAUUCCUGAACACUUUCAAAAACAACAGGAUCAUUUCAGGUUGCGUUAUACCCAGAAAUUAUCAGAUUUUUCAAAUCUUCCACUGGAGUCGUUGAUAGGUAGGUACCAACAGAAUUGUUAGAUUGUUUAUUGCUUGGUAGGUCCAGUGUAGUACACUAUACUUUUAUUCCGGCGUAAAUUUAAAAAUUAUUGUCGAAAUUCCUUUUGCCCCGUAUCUUUGAAACAAAGCAUCAAGUCAAAAAUCAUCAAAUGACAAAAUAUUCUUAGAAAGGCCCCUUAAUGUUUUGCCAUAUGUUUAAUGAACACCCUGUAUCAAAACUGCUGUGUUCAAGUUGAAAAAUGAAAGGGUAAUAAAUUGACUGCCUUCUCUUAUAUCCAAGUCUAAAUUUAAUAUUUAAUUUUUAGAGUAUUCAGAUAUAAAGUACACUUCUAAAGAAUCAGUUUAUCCUUUUUUGGUGUGGAUUUAAGCAUUCUCGGGGGAAACAUACGACAUUCAUACAUGGUUUCAGUGAAGUCUUUCAGACAUGGACAGAACAAAUUACGACAGAAUCGAAUGACAAUAUUUCGAUUUCUAAUAUCUAAAUUUUUUUCAAAGGUGAUUAAACGUUUUCUUUGGGAUAUUUCAUAAAACAUUGCUCUUAAAACUGGCCCAAAUAUUUCUUUAAUUUUUCGAUUAUAUAGAUGAUGAAUUGAGUUAAAAUGCAAUAAUUCAAUGACGAGGAUGCAUUAGUGUACCAAACUCCAAUUUUGUAAAAAUGACCUUUUUGUAUGAACCAUUAUUUUCAAAACAUUUAUAAGGUAUUUGAACCGUUCAUUAAGUGUAUGUAAAUGAAUACUUAGAUAAUGUCCUAAUUUGUUUACAUGUAAUUUUAAUUUGUAAAUAUUCUCAGGUUAAAAAUGUUAAUAAAAAUACCAUACAUUUUG
Leptinotarsa decemlineata (Colorado potato beetle) is the source of this 8244-nucleotide messenger RNA. Its product is annotated as lethal (3) L1231. The record is from RefSeq and is a predicted model, not a curated record. NCBI's taxonomy places the organism in Eukaryota, Metazoa, Arthropoda, Insecta, Coleoptera, Chrysomelidae. Gene Ontology annotation, cellular component: nucleus.